GUAUUUUACGUCAGGCAGUACCACUGCACUCCCUCUUUGGUUUUGUGCAGGCAUUAAUCCGGGCACCCGCUGGUCCUUCCUCCUCUUUUACGUCCCUGAGCGAGGCCGGCGUCAAAAUGAACGACACAGUAACAGUCAGGACCCGCAAGUUUAUGACGAACCGACUGCUUCAGAGGAAGCAGAUGGUUGUUGAUGUCCUCCAUCCUGGCAAGGCCACAGUCCCCAAGACUGAAAUCAGGGAGAAGCUUGCUAAGAUGUACAAAACCACCCCCGAUGUUGUAUUCGUCUUUGGCUUCAGGACUCAGUUUGGUGGUGGCAAGACGACAGGCUUUGCCAUGGUCUACGAUUCUUUAGACUACGCCAAGAAGAACGAGCCCAAACACAGACUUGCCAGGCAUGGUCUGUAUGAGAAAAAGAAGACCUCAAGGAAACAGCGCAAGGAACGCAAGAACAGAAUGAAGAAAGUACGAGGCAUCAAGAAGGCCAGUGUUGGAGCUGCUGGCAAAAAGAAAUGAAGUUUUCAGUUUUGCAGUGAGCCCGGACAGCCAGCGGGUGUCUUCAUGCUCAAGAUGUUCUUGUAUAUUGUCAUCAAAUAAAAACUUUUGGGGGAAAAAAUGA
Cyprinodon tularosa is the source of this 618-nucleotide messenger RNA. It is a transcript of the gene rps24, whose product is annotated as ribosomal protein S24. NCBI's taxonomy places the organism in Eukaryota, Metazoa, Chordata, Actinopteri, Cyprinodontiformes, Cyprinodontidae. The transcript has 6 exons. Gene Ontology annotation, molecular function: structural constituent of ribosome. Gene Ontology annotation, biological process: translation. The coding region runs from base 117 to 515 and encodes 132 amino acids. The record is from RefSeq and is a predicted model, not a curated record. Gene Ontology annotation, cellular component: ribosome.